AAUGAGCUUUGGAGUAAGAGCUGAAAUGAACAAGCACUCGCUGCACACAUGAGAUUGUUUUGCUAUAAAUGUGCUGAAAACUGAGAGGAGAACUGUUCUGAAGCCAUCAUGGCCGACAAUAAGCUCCGUCUUCUGAUGCUUUUGAUCGUCGCCGUGUCCAAAGCUCAGGAUGAAGGAGCGCCAUGCCUGAUGGCCAAAAGAUACAAGCCCUUCAACAAGUAUGAAUACUUCUAUGAGACCGAGUCCUUGAAUGCUUUGAAUGGGGAAGUCAAUGGCCCCAAGGCCAGCUGCAAGGUUGAGAUCACGGUUCCUGAUACAUGCAGCUACAUUGUGCGCACCGCCGACUGCACGCUGAGUGAAGUGAUAGACGUCGAUGCGGAUGGAAACCCAGUGUUUGGAGCAGCUGCUGGUGCGGAGGACUUCAAAACCGCCAUGGAGAGACAUCCUCUGAAGUUCACCGUUGAGGGAGACGAUGACAUCAAGCUUUUCCCUGAGGAGGAUGAGCGGAUAAACAUCCUCAACAUCAAGAGGGGAAUCAUCUCUGCUCUUGCUGUCCCGGUGCUUGAGGAGGACAGGAACAAAGACAUGCCCACCAUCUAUGGUCUGUGUAAGACUGACUAUGUCGUGAACACCAGAGAGGAUGUCGCCACCGAAGUCACUCUUACAAGAGACUUGUCCGGUUGUGACAAGUUCAGGCCAGUCGAUGACCACACCAGUCCCCUCGCCCUCAUCACCGGCAUGAAAUAUCCUCUUGCUCAGCUGAUCAAAAGCAAACAGACCUGCAACUACAAGUUUAAUAAUGAGCAGCAUCACAUGACCUCUGGAACUUGCACCGAAAAACAUGUUCUUGCGCUCUUUUCACACAAGAGAGAAUAUGGAGUAAUCAAUACUGGCAAACAGGCUUUGACCCUUCUGGGAGUUUCUAACUAUAAUGACCAAGUCUUUGAACACAAUGUGGCCAACAUGAAACCCCUCCAUCCAGACAGCAGUGUUGACAUGAGCCCCAUCCAGGAUAAAGAAUCCGCUCUUGUUGUUCUGAGGGAAAUUGCUGACCUCUCCAAGACCAAUGAUGGACGUAAGAGAGCCCACUUGGCCCACAAGCUCGUAGCCGUGAUCCGCAAGAUGGAAGCUGAAACCUUGACAGCCGUUGUUCCCGAGGCAUUAGAAAUCUCUCAGUCUUUGACGUACCAGGCUUUGCUACAGUGCGGUACACCAGAAUGCGUCAGUGCUAUCAUGCAGUUAUUCAGGACCUUUGACACAUCUUCAUUUGAGAUUGACGCUGCUGUAUAUGCCAUGGGAAUGAUACCCCGGUCCUCCCGCGUACUUGUAAAGGAAAUGUUGCCGAUGGCAAAGUUGAAGCCAAGCAAACCCAUCUACUAUGCUCUCAGCAAUGCUGUGAGGAGGCUCUUUGAGACGGAUGGAGUCACCAGUGAGAUCCAGGCAGUGGCUGAUUACGCCCUUGAACAGAUCGGUGAUUGUACGGGUGACCAGGAACACGUCUUUCUUUCUCUGAGGGUCAUUGGCAACAUGGUGGCUGCACUGGGAGCUGCGCGCCCUGCUUUGCAGUCUUCUGUUAUUCAAUGCAUCAAGCAGCCGGCUGCCUCCCCUGCAGUCCAACAGGCCGCUGUCCAGGUCUACAGACAGAUUCCUGUUCCUGAAGAGGGCCGAGAGGUGCUCUUGCAUGCUGUUCUGGACAGAGCUGCGUCCAUACAGAAGCGUGUAGCCGCAUAUCUCAUCUUGAUGAAGAACCCCACGCCUGCUGAACUCGCUCAACUAGCAGCGGCUCUCCACGUUGAGGAAAAUCCUCAGGUCAAGAGCUUCAUCAUCUCUCACAUCAGCAACAUCUUGACCUCGACAGCACCAGAGGUCCUGGACUUGAGACAGAAGAUUCAAGAGGCCUUUCAAGGCAAUGAAAUUGAAAUGCUCAUUGAAUCCACCAAAUUCUCUCGGUACUACAGACUUGGAUCUUUAGAGGGAAAUAUGAUUUUUGAAUCUCCUAAUGAACUUCCAAGGGAGGUCAUGCUGGAGAUGACCUUGAAUGCUUUUGGGUUUGAUAUGGACUUGAUUGAGAUUGGCAUGGAGGGAAAGGGCUUCGAGCCCAUUGUGGAGGCCAUCUUUGGUGAAGAUGGAUUCUUCCCAGAUACUAUCAUGAAGGCUACUUUAUACGCUACUGACAAGAUGCCCGCCCAACUCAAUGAGGUCUUGGACAACAUGCUGCCGAUCAUGAGAAACGAUAGGAAGAAGAGACAGGCUUCUCAAAACAUAGUCAAUGAAAUCAGUCAUAAUGUCAACAAGCUUAUGGAGGAUUUAAAGGCCCAGGAUGCUCCUGAAGCGAUGGUGUACCUCAAGCUCCUGGGUGCUGAACUUGGGUAUCUCGAUACAAAAGAUGGCAAGAUGAUUCACAAUCUCCUUAAGAUGAUCCCCACUGAUUUCCUCAAAAGACUGCUCUCAAGUGUCGACAACGAGCUUUUCCUUCACUACAUCUUCAUGGAUAAUGAGUUUUAUCUGCCCACCAGCGCUGGCUUUCCACUGAGAGUUGCUCUGUCUGGUACAUUUACUCCUGGAGUCAAAGGAGGAUUGAGCUUUAAUCCAGGCAUGAGGGAAUUUGCUUUGACGCUGUCUGCUGGCAUUGAGUUUGUGACUGAGAUUGGGACUCACUUCCCCGACUAUGUUCACUGUGGUCUGGAGAUGCAUACGAACAUUUAUCAUGAGAGCGGCAUCAGAGCGAAGCUCUCUGUGGCCGACGGCCAGCUCAAGCUCUCCAUUCCAGCUCCUCGUGGGCCAACUGAGCUCAUCAGCGUCACCAAUUCUCUGGUGUCUGUUGUUGGUGCCAAGACUAAGUCCAUUCCUGCCAAGGGCGAAUAUAUUAAUAUGAAUAAAUGCACUGCUUUUUUCCCUGGACUGAAGUACUGCACAGCCCUGAAGUAUCCUGAUGCAAGGUCAAACGAUGCUGCCCCUUACUUUCCUCUCACUGGUGACAGCAAAUUUGCUGUUGAGCUCCAUCCAUCUGAAGACGUCACAGAGUAUGUUGCCACCAUCAGCUACGCCUAUGAGGACGAGGCAGACAAAGUCACGUUUAGCGUGAAGGCUGAAGGAACAUCCUUUGAGGCAAGAAGUUUAGUGAUAUUAAACAGACAGCAGUACAGUUUCUCUGCAGAGUUGCUUAUCGAUUCUCUUCAGCUUGAUUCUAAAGUUUCUGCAAAACUGAAGCAUGCUGAGGAGCUGACUUUGGAAAUUGAGAGUGACCUAAAACUCCCAGAGACGACUUCUGUUCAAACACUCAUCCUGAAAUAUGAGAGUGAGAAGAUUGAGGCUGAAUUUAAGUCUGAUGUCAGAUCUGAGAUUCAAAGAAUCAUUCCCAACAUCAGUGCUAUUGAAACAUUUGUCAGUAGUCUUCUUGAUCACCAGAUUGGCCUGAAUGAGAUGAAGGUCCGUGAUGUUCUGGCAAAGACAGCUGUGAUUUUGGGAGUUCAUGCCGUGCCUGUGAUCACUCUUCCAGAAAGACUCUUCUUGAAUGUAGAGGCUGCUGCUAAGUAUCACUUUGGCCAGGAUACCAUCUUUACCAUCACUCUUCCCUUGCCCUUGGGUGGAAAAUCCUCUAGAGAUCUGAACUUUCCCACAACCCUCUCAACACCAAACCUGAUUGUACCUCAUCUUGGUCUGGAAUUUGAAUCUACUAGCAUUAAUAUUCCAGAGUUCUCCAUUCCCUGGGAUGUCUUGCUGUCUGUGCCGACUCUCGAAUUGGUAGAGAUGUCUGGAAAACUAAACAGCAACUUCUACAACUUAGAAGCAGCUGUGUCUGCUGCCAGAGAUCCUGCUGCAAGUUAUUCUGCAACGUUCGAAGUCACUGGCACAAGUCCUCUUGAGCUCCUCUCCCUAAAGGUCGAAGGAUCUGCUCUAGUUGAGGCCACACCUGGCGAUUCUCUCAAGGCUAACGUAAAGACCACACUUCACCACAAUAUUAUCAGUGCCACCAUAAGCGUUGAGGAGGAAGUGGAGUUUGCUGAAAAACUCAGUGUAAAAUCCAAAAGCAAGUUUGAAGUAACUAGCCGUGUUGGAGUGCAAGUUUCGCUGGAACACACUGGACAGUUUGGAGUUGAUGCUGAGGAGAUCUCUGGAGAUGGAAACCUUCAAGGAUCCUUCAAGGCUGGUUCGAUCCAUGGUUCAUGCAACCUUAUCCAGUCAGCCUCAGUCCUCCCAUUCAGAGCAGAGGCAAAGAUUAAAUCUUCAUUGAAAGUAGAUUCAACACUUCUUCAAGCUCAGAACUCCUUUGCUGUAGCCUUUGCCAAUGGAGAACUGAUAAUUCAUUCCAACAACACGGCAUUUGACAACCUUCUAACAUUGCAAAACAUUGCUAAAAUCACCUUCAAGGAAUCAGAGCUUGUUCUAAAUUCUCAUACAGAAGCACGGGUUCUUGGCCUGAAGAUCCAAAACGUGGCUGAGACCAGAGCUGGCAUUGAAGCAGUCAGCGUUAAGAUUGAGACCUCCACUCACAGCUCUGCAGAGCAAGUCCAUUGCCUUUUCAGAGGAGCACUGGACAUCGAUGGUCUAGCUAUUCACAAUGAUGCCUCUGUUAAACUCAUGGGACACAAAGCUCUCCACAAAGCCAUUCUGAAGCUCAAUAAAGAUGGCCUGACCACCAGUGGCACAACCUUACUGCAGAGCCUCUUGAGUCUGGAGGAGCUUCAGCACACCUUUGAGAUCACCUACAAAAAUGAAACUGCCACUGCUCAGAGCAAAACCAUUGGAAAUCUCAUGGGAAGUCUCAUUAACCACAACACUGAACUGGAGAUUGCUGGACUUUCUGGCACAAUCAAAAAUCAUAUAAGUUUCAACUCAAUAUUAUUCGAUUUUGACACCAACACUCAUGGUACAACUAUUCCAUUCAGAGUCAAUUUUGAUGCCACUGUUAAUGGUAAAGGUAAAAGAUAUCUGUUUGGAUACGCAAAUCAUGAGUUUAUCGCAAAAGUCCUUCUGAAAGCAGAACCACAAUCCAUUGCUCACUCUCAUGAAUGCAAGAUCUCAUCCCUCCUUGAUCUAGAGAAUGGUGUCGUCAUUAAAUCACAAUAUGAAAGCAUGUCUGACACUCUUCUGAUACCCUCUGAACAAAAGACUAAAGUGACGGUUAAGGCUAAAGUGAACGACUAUGUCAUUGAACAGGAAAUCAGCGCUUACAAUACUCCAGUGCGGCUUGGGCUGGAAGGGUCUGGAAAAAUGCACACCAAUCUGUUCAACACUGCCAAUACUGAUUAUCAGGACUUUGCAGUCUCUGGCUUCCUAAAGUAUGAUAAAAACACUGAUACACAAUCAAUUAGCUUGCCUUUCAUUGAAAGUUUUUCUCUAGUCCCUGACAACAUUAGAUUAACACUUGUGAGCAUGGGCGAGACCCUGAGGAAUUACAUCAACCGAGAAGGGAUUGCUUCGAAAAUUCAGAGCUUACCUCAGCAUGUUAGUGACUUUGUGUCUAAUCUGAACAUUGAGAAAAGAGUUGUGCAGCUGAAACAUGCCUUGAAAGCUCUGUACCAAGAGUAUGCAUUAAAGUUGAAAGGUCUGAUCGGUGCGUUUGAGAAACUAGUGAGUGAUGUGGGCAACCGUUUCAGUGAGGCAUUGGAUAAUUUGGAGAAAUUGGUUUUGAUGGGUAUGCAGAUUGACAAAGUUGUUGAAAUGCUACCAAAGCACAUCAAGGAUUUGAUAUUUUCCAUCAUUGAGGAUGUGAAAAACACUCUUAGCUCAAUUAACACCCAAAGUUACACAAAGCUGAAUGAGAUCUUCCGUCCUGCCAGUGCUGAGCACAAGCUUGACAGUCAGAUUCCUGCAAUUUCGACAUCUCUUCUAGUGCCAUCUUUUGGAAAACUCUAUGGUCAAGUCAGAAUCAGCAGCCCUGUCUACAACAUCAAAACAUCUGCGGAGUUCAAUAAUGCCUCGGAGAGAUACCCUUUGUUCACAGCUUUUAUUAAGACUAAAGGAAGUUCUGCAAACCUUAAGGCUCUGAAUUACAAUCUAGAAUCCACAGCGCAGAUAUCGAUCCCUGAGAUGAGUCCUGUAAUAGUGUCUGAAACUUUCAAGUUAACAAACAUUGAAUUGGCUUUAGAUCAACAGGCAUUGUUGACUCUGAAUGGAUCUGCCUCUAACGAUACUUUCUUUCUUGAAACUUCAUACAAGUACCAGGUGAACAUCCCCUCGCACUCACUGUCUGGUGAAGUCAGCCUUAUUCAGAAGGCUGUAUCUUGCCAGGAUGAUGAUACAAUCACACUGACAGUUAAAAAUGAAGGAACCGGCAAAUUUGCUCUUCAAGACUUCUCUGCGGAAGGCACCCAUGAGAGUGACCUGCAUUUUAACAUGGGCCUUGGAGCUUCCAAGUUAUCUUUUACUGGCCACACUUAUAGCGAAGAUUUGAAGAUGAAGAUGAAAAUGAAGGUCAAUGCUGAUGCUAUUGGUCUAAGCCACCUUGAAUUCAGUGCUCGUGUUGAAACGGAGUCUCCAUUUAUCAAGAACAGUUUGCUGGUUGCUUCUGGAAAGGCUCGCUUGGGCGAUAUGAAGGUGGAAAUCAAGACAACCCAUGUCACUUCGGUUGUCGGAGCUGUCAGCGGUAUCUUCUCUAAUGCUGCCAACAUCAUGACUUGUCCUAGUGAGGUUGCUAUUGACUUUCAGAACAGGGGUAUUGCCAAGAUCAACCUCUUUGAGUCUUUUUUAGCCAAUGUUGAUCUCCAGAAAGACUAUGCUGUUACCUUCAACUCUGACAUACAAGAAAUCAGCAGUGUGGCAGUCGCCCACAUAAACCAUUACAACUACAGCCAUAACUUCACAGCCAGCAAUAACAAAGCUGAGAUGGGUGUUUACGCUGUUGUGAAUAGCGUGGCCAGCUUUGGGUACUUAAAUGCUGUAGAAUUGUUUGGGCCAGCCAUUUUCAAGAUUGCAGCAAUCAGAGAGCUGAACUUGAAUGAUAAUACUGACCUAUGGUAUGACUUUACCACAAGUGACCAGCCCAUUGAUCUAAAUGCCAAACUUGUCUACCAGAAGAGCUGGUUUGCUCCUAUUAUUGAUUUAGGUCUCGUUGUACCUUCAUUGGGUAACCUGGUCUCUGAGGUGUCUUUCAAGUCCUCUAUUCUUAACCUCAAUGCUAACGCGGGUAUUUAUCCGAAGGAUUACCUGAUACGUGUUAGUGCCACAACUGCCUCUGUGUUUCAGGGAUUGAAGGCCAGGCUUGAUGGAACCACUAGAAUGACUGGACUAAAACUGGUCUCUUCUUUGUCUUUGGAGAAUGCCCACAUUGAGGGUAAUCAUGAGAGUACCUUGACUCUGGAAGACAACUAUGAGGCUGUAUUGUCUACCAACACAGUUGCUAAGAUUAAUCUGACAAGCUUCGCUGUUGAUGCCACUCAUCAACUUUCUGCUGACACCAAGGCCCAUCCAAAGGCAGCAUCAAACUUAAAGAUCAAGUACACCUUUGAUCGUCCAGAUUCAGUGGCUGCUGGACAUGGAGAUGCUGAGAAUACCUUAAAGCUGGAUGCAACUCUUUCCUUCAUCUCCAUUGAGUCUGCAACCCAUCUAACCACAGAUUCUACAUUCUCUGAUACCAAGAAACUUAAGGGAAAUAUGGAUAAUGAAGCUAACAUCUGUGUGAAAGCUGAUGGUCUGAAAUCCAGUCUGAAGACUACUGGAAAUGGGUACAUUGAUUUUAAACAUUACAUGUUGGGGUUUGACAUUAAUGACCAGCUGACCUUGGAGGGAGAUCUUGACCGUAUGUAUUCUUUGCUAGAAAUUGAUUCAAACUAUACAUUCAUAUAUGAUAGAUAUUAUGAAUUUACAAUAAACCACACUGCUCUUGGUAAAGCUGAAUUUGUUCCCAUGAGCACCCUCAUGGCUGCUGUAGACAUGGUUUUGACGCAGCCAAGUUUUGAUGAUUUUGAUGUAAGAGAUACAAAUACUUAUGAAAAGAAUAGUUCUGUAUACGAAACAAAGGUUUUCUCCCGUUGGUACAAUUCAAGUACAGAAAUAUCAAUUGAGGAUUUUAGUCAUUUUCCUGUCUCAAAUGUUGUGUUUGGUUGCUCUCACAAUCUCACCUCUCCAUCUACGCUUCUGGAGUAUCAGGGUGACUUAAGUGUAAUUUACAUAAACAAAAAUUAACAUUAGUUUUUGUUGAAUACGCACUGACUGGACGAAAUAUUUAAUCAAGGUAUUGAUUUCAGCUAAUCACUGGGUUUAUUUACUGAAUGCUUUCUCACCCCAGGCCUCAUAAUCACUGACAAUAACUUCCAAAGUCAUUCUCAAGCAUGUUUGUCAUCCUUAGUGACUGAAACCCCAAAAUAUUACUUGUCCCAUUCAAACACUAAGUACAAUAAAUGGAUCGUUUUACUAUA
Ctenopharyngodon idella (grass carp) is the source of this 8360-nucleotide messenger RNA. Its product is annotated as apolipoprotein B-100-like. The record is from RefSeq and is a predicted model, not a curated record. The coding region runs from base 109 to 8127 and encodes 2672 amino acids. Gene Ontology annotation, molecular function: cholesterol transfer activity; low-density lipoprotein particle receptor binding. Gene Ontology annotation, biological process: lipoprotein transport; cholesterol transport; cholesterol homeostasis. NCBI's taxonomy places the organism in Eukaryota, Metazoa, Chordata, Actinopteri, Cypriniformes, Xenocyprididae. Gene Ontology annotation, cellular component: mature chylomicron; low-density lipoprotein particle; very-low-density lipoprotein particle. The transcript has 24 exons.